GUCAUAACUUCAUUGCAUCCACGAUAAUUAUGAGAUGCUUGGACUGUGAAGUUGUGAGCUUAGGGUCCGGAGGUUACCAACAUCAUUUCAUGGUGUUCCGUUAAGAAUGUUAACAUAUUUUUAGAAAUUAAUUAUUGAUUAAUAUAAGGCAAAAAUGUUCCGUUGACAAAUCAUUUUAGCGCCUUAGUUUAGAAGCUACAGGACAUUUAAAUUUGAACGCACAAGUGUGUAACCAGGCGGGGAGGCUGUGGCCAGUGUCAAUACAUAAGUAAUAUGUUGGGACACGCGCAUCGGGGGGGAGGGAGUAUGAAGGAGGGAUGGGAGGUAUAGCUGUGACGCAUCAUGGGGUGGCGAUGACAGAAAAUGGAUGCAGUAAUACUUGAGCAGAGACUACAGUAAAAUGUCAACUUUUAACGUUUAUUUAGUUCUUACAUUAAAUUUUUGUUACCACACUAAAUGUAAUGUUAUAGGUUGAGUUUUUUAUGGUGAAGACUUGGUAUUAGGUUAAUUUUCAUGACGAUCAAGAAUCGAUCGAUUUAACAAUUCGUUUAUGAAAAGUUAGGAUGGAAAACUGGUCUACCGAUAGACUUAUAUGGUUUCCUUGUUCUUCACAUGGGUUUCAUAAUUCAGUAAACAUGAGGAUAAGGUAGGACAUCUACUACUACAACAAUUAUAAUUAUAAAACUUUGGGCCCACUCAUUUAUUACAACCAUAGGCGGCGGGGGAGGGUGGCUUUUAGGGCUUGAGCUCCAGAUCUUUUUUAAGGUUUUAAGGUGUUAAGAUAUACUAUAUAUUUUUUUAAUUAAUUCAUUAUACAGUAAGUUGAUUCUAGUGUGGUACGUAUCAUAAAUUAAUAUCGUCCCUUAAGUCCCCCAGAAGUCACUAUCUAUGGGGUUGUUUUUAUUUUUUUUCCCAGGGGAGCAAACCCAUGGACCCCUCCCCUUUGUCGGACAGGGUUUAAGUCCCCGAUGUCUACAAUGUCUAGCAUCGCCCCUGAUUACAGCGGAGGAUAUUAUCUGUGUUGGGCAUGGCGUCGAUGGGGAAAAGUAUCGCGAUGGCGAGCGGACACGACCACAACACCACACACGUCCGUGACUUCAGAGCAACUCAGCUCAGUGUACCCCAGUGUACGUCAUGCGCGGGAAGGGACGGUUUUAUUCAGAGAAGUAUCCUGUCGUGUUACUAUAUAGACAUUGGCCAAGCAAGACUCUGGCAAGGAAUACGUCGCUACAACAGGCGCUACUGUUGCUGGCAGACACGUGGGUCCCCCGUGCUCAUGCCCGGGUAAGUGUUACAAUCUUGUGAGUCAUGAUCACGUUCAGGUGAUUUUCGAUAAAUACUGGUAACUGGCGAGUCAUGACCGUCAGACUGUAUACUUGGCUAAUCGUGUGACCGGCCAAGGCGUGAAGAGAUGCAGAGUAAAGGACAGGCCUAGCAAGGUACCACGCACCCUUCGUUACACUGUGAUAAAGGAUAAUAAGGAAUUGCAGGUGUGUCGCAGUGCAUUCUUAAACAUUCAUUCAGUGUCAGUGAAAAGAGUGAGAAAUGCGAUAGACAAAAUGACACGUCUGGCACGGUUGAGAAAGAUAAGAGGGGGAAACACGUGCCUGGAGUAAAGGUUGCGGCCAAUAAAGAGGAGCUUGCACGUGACCACAGCCUUAGCCUACGUACUGUCGCCAGCGACUACUAAUGCCAACUGUGCCAGUACCAGCACGGUGAGACUCGGUGAGAGUCCGUGAGACCCACGCCACAGGGUAUCAUUUGCCUGUCAGUCAGCCAGUGUGUCUCAGUGACCAUGUUGCCUAUGUUAUGUAAGCUGGUGACAUUCCACUUAUUGCUUCUAAAAAUUCAUACAAGUUUUGUGGGUACGUUCUAGUGAGUAGUGACAUAAUGCGAUAUGGACUUAACACUUGCAGGAUGGGUAAACGGAAAAACUCUUACAGCGAUGGAAGGUGUUCCAGUGAGAAGUGGAAGACAGAAAGGCUAAAUCACAGUGCCUUCACAUCAGUUUUGUGGGGAUGAUCUAGAGAGUACCAAGUAGUGACAACAAUGCGAUACGGACGUAACACUUAAAGUACUGAGAAAAAUCACUUGUCUAGCUCCAUACUUUUCAUUAUAUUACGAUAACUUGUUUCCUUAUGCACGGCAGGCAUGGUGGUCAUUUCUCAAUUACUGUACUAAGCAAGUUGAAAUAGGUAUAUAAUUUUUCUUGGUUGUAAUAUAAAGUAAUAUGUUGAUUUUUUUCUAGUUUCAAAGUCAUAAUUUUAUAUAUCAAUUUGAAUUACCUAAUAUACAUUUGCAUAGGGACCUGUUUGAAAUAAAUGCUGUGGAAAUGUAUCAGAGUUUUGGUAACAUCAUCAUCCUUACAUUAACAUUAUUAAUAUUGUGUUAUGUACAUUGUAUUAUAAAAGAGAAAAAAAAAAUACUAAUAGGCCCCGAUUAAUCGGUCAAAAGGCCAAUUAUUGAUUAAUCGGCAAAGUGGCUGAUUACCGAUUACUUACUGAUUAAUCGGUGCAACCCUAGUUCAUUCUGGUAUCGUUGGAAAUUGGUGCACUUUGACCUGUCCCCUUGUGUGGAAUAUUUUGGCACGACGCUUGCACCAAUAUUGCCUGAACUCCGGACGUAAGUUGCACAACCAUAAUGAUGCCUGCAGUGCCUGAACAAUUGAUGGCGCUCAAUAAUGAGAUUUGAGUUUAAUGGUUUCUCAGAACACGAUUCCUGCCCAACUAGUGCCCGGCAACAAAAUGAUGAGAAAGAACACUGCCCAAUUGCUAAGUGAAUGCUGCUCAAUGGCUGGAUGAAUGUAGAACAAAUUUGUCCCCCUCCUGCAGGUAUAUAACCACACCAUUGCAGGAUCCCUCUACAGCUAUCAGGUGAACCCAGGAGGCGCAACACAGUUCCCACGCAGACCCAUUGUGCAUUCCUACUUCACCUCAACCAUGGAGGUGUUGUUGGACAGAAUUUCAGACCUAACAUCAGCAGACAAGGCAGCCUACCUGGAUAUUUUUAUGGACAUGUGUGUGGAGCAGGCGAGACUGGAUACCCUUCUCCUCAAGAUUCACAAGCUGAAACAACAGGAAAAGAAGACAAGAAGAGUUGGGCGCUCUACAUUAGGUUGUUUUAUGCUAAUACAGAGUGACUUUCAGGGUCUGGCGUACAAAACAAGUAACAAUGGCCAAACGCUUCAAGGGAAUAGACCUUGAGAAAGAAAAAACCUUAAAACAUGCAAUAGAAGGUGUGAAAAACAAUCUUCACUCUGGAAACAAAGCCAAAAUAUACAAAUUUUCAGCGUAGCAAAUUAGCAAGGUACUGCCAGGCAGGCUGUGUGGGAGCAGGCACACUCCCCCGUGGUCUGGGGAGGUACAGUGAGGACUCAGUACUCAAACGUCUUGGAAGUCGAACUUUUCGAUACUCGAACGCAAAAGUUCGACUCGGUACUCAAAAAAAUAUCCAGUACUCGAACGUCCGCACACGUGGUUGUAAACAAAGGCUCCUGGCCUCUCCCUCCCCCCCCGCCGCCAGUUGUCCGCCGCGGUCGUGACAACAACAUUCUCCUGCGUUCUGUCUGUGGUUUUUCAUUUAGAAACUUACAAUGGCACCAAAGAGGCUUAUUAGUGGUGAAAAUAAGCCUAAAAGGAAGAAUGUAGUGACGACCAUCGAACGGAAAAAGGAGAUUAUUGUUAAGUACGAGAAAGGAGCAAGAAUCACCGAUCUUGCAGCUGAGUAUUGUAUGGCGAAAUCUACAGUAGCCACCAUACUGAAGAACAAGGAGGCCAUUAAGGGAGCUGAUGUGGCGAUGGGCGUGAAAAAGCAACUUAAGCGACCUGCGGCAGUGGAAGAAAUGGAAAAAUUGUUGAUGGUGUGGAUAAAUGAAAGGCAGAUGGCUGGUGAUUCUGUGUCAGAGGGCAUGAUUUGUGCGAAGGCUAGGCGGCUCCAUGGUGAUCUUAUUUGUGAUGCUACCUCUGACUCCAGUGAAGACUUUAAAGCCAGUAAGGGCUGGUUUGGGAAUUUCAAGAAGAGAACUGGAAUUCACUCUGUUGUGAGGCACGGCGAGGCCCCAAGUGCUGACAAAGCUGCCGCCGAGAAGUUUGUGCCUGAAUUUAAAAAAUUUGUGGAUAAGGAGCGCUUGAGCCCACAACAGGUCUUCAGUUGUGAUGAGACAGGCCUGUUUUGGAAAAAACUACCAAACAGGACCUAUAUAACAAAGGAAGAGAAGUGUUUGCCAGGACACAAGCCCAUGAAAGACAGGCUAACCCUGCUUCUGUGCGCCAAUGCUAGCGGCGACUGCAAAAUUAAGCCGCUGCUGGUGUGCCAUUCAGAAAACACCAGGCCAUUCAAGGAGAACGAUGUGCAAGAGAGCAAACUCAGUGUGAUGUGGAGGGCAAACAAGAAAGCCUGGACAACCAGGCAGUUCUUCACGGAGUGGUUUGUGGAGGUGUUUGCACCUGCAGUGAAGACAUACCUAAUAGAGAAGAAUCUACCACUCAAGGCCCUCCUGUUGAUGGACAAUGCCCCUGCACACCCUCCAGGCGUGGAAGAAGAAUUGGGUAAGGGGUAUAAAUUCAUCGAAGUGAUGUUCCUCCCCCCCAACACCACGCCACUGAUCCAACCCAUGGACCAGAAUGUCAUCGCCAGCUUUAAGAAGCUGUACACAAAAGCACUUUUUGAGAGGUGCUUUGAGGUGACUUCUGAAACAGAGCUCACUCUGAGGGAGUUUUGGAAGAAUCACUUCAAUAACCUCCACUGCCUAAGGCUUAUAGAUAAAGCCUGGGGUCAAGUUUCUGUGAGGUCCUUGCAGUCUGCCUGGAAAAAUCUGUGGCCGACCUGUGUGACAGCCAAGGAUUUUGAGGGACUCGAGCCUUCAGUCCAGGAGUCUGCUGUGGUGGAGGACAUUGUGUCUCUGGGGAGGGCCAUAGGCAUUGAGGUGGACAGUGAUGAUGUGGAGGAGCUGGUGCAGGCACACUCUGAAGACCUCACCACUGAUGAGCUGCGUCACCUUCACCAGGAACAGCUGCAGGAGGUAACUGAGGAGCUGUCUUCAGGGGAGGAGGAGGGGAACAGUAAGGAAAGAGUCUCCACUGCAGAGAUCAAGAAAUAUUUGCGGCAGUGGACAGAGUUGGGAAACUUUUUGGAGAGGUGCCACCCUGAUAUUGCUGCCGUACACAGAAACAUAAGCCAGUUUGAUGAAAAUUUGAUGCAGCAUUUCAGAGACAUUUUGAAAGAUAGGCAAAGACAGAUCACAUCAGACAGAUUCUUGUUGAAAAAGGAAUCUGGUGAGAGAGCCUCCUCCUCCCCACCCUCCUCCCCUCCCCUUCUACAUUAUCCAUCACCGGACGUCACUUACGAGCCCGGCACCAGUGGAGAGAAUCCGGCGCAGGAGAAACAGAAGGUGGUCUCUGAAAUACUUGCAAAAGGUCACCCAGUGAAAGUCGUGAAGCUUCCCCAGCCUGCCUCACCUCCCCGGGACAUAGAGGUUGUGGAGGUGAAGGAGGAGCCAACAUGCACAGAGGAGGACCUGGAAGUGCUUCCCCUUCAGGAGCACGACCCUCUCGCCAUAAAUCCUGAGCCUGUCCCCUGGCAGCCCUCUGGCUCACAGGAGGAGCCCCAGCCCCAAGAAAGUCAUGCAGUCUACCUCAAAGAAGAAAUAGAUAUCAAAGAAGAGGACAUUCAUAGCUUCAACACAGACAGAGGAGAGAGCCUCUUCCAGGGACCACAGGAAGACACCGAGGAGCUUCCUUUGAAGAGAAGAAAAGUGGUCUAGACAGAGGUUUAGACCAAGCUUCUUUAGUCUUCUAUUAAAAACAUCAUCAUGCAGGACACAGAGAACUUUCCCAACAUUCUCCACCUCCUUUGUAAGAUGUUGUGUAUCUAUUUUUUUUUACAUCUAAAAAAAAUGGUUUAAAAAUCAUCAUCAUAUAGUAUCAUUAUCACCAUCAUCAUCCAUUAUUAACUACAGGACAAAGGCUUUUCCCAACAUCCUCUGCCUCCUCUGUCUGAUAUUGUACCUUAUCAUAUCAUCAUCAUCAUCAUUGCAAUCAUUAUCCAUUAUUAACGCUGCUUUCUCCAACAUAUCAUAUCAUCAUCAUCAUUGCAAUCAUUAUCCAUUAUUAACUCUGCUUUCUCCAACAUAUCAUAUUAUCAUCAUCAUCAUUGCAAUCAUUAUCCAUUAUUAACUCUGCUUUCUCCAACAUAUCAUAUUAUCAUCAUCAUCAUUGUAAUCAUUAUCCAUUAUUAACUCUGCUUUUCCCAACAUCCUCCAGGCCUCCUAAUCCAAUAUGCUCACUUCCUAUUACUCCAUUUCUUUACCAUUCCACUUUUUACACUUCUGAGCCUCUCUCGAUAUUUUGUGAGGCACCAAGUAUGUGAACUGUAUGGCAGGACACAUCGAGGAUCCACCUUUCUCAAAUCAUGAUAUUAUGUCUACCAAAAUCACAUAUCACAUUUUUAUCCCGAUUUUCUUUCCAUGGGCUGAGUUCAGAUCAACUUGGAUGAUAUUUAUGGUGGAUAGAAAAGGGUGUUUUUAACCUGGUAGAAGCGACGGGCCAAAUUUGUGGCUUUACCGUGUAGCAGCGACAGGCCAAAUUUGUGGCUUUACCGUGUAGCAGCGACAGGCCAAAUUUGUGGCUUUACCGUGUAGCAGCGACAGGCCAAAUUUGUGGCUUUACCGUGUAGCAGCGACAGGCCAAAUUUGUGGCUUUACCGUGUAGCAGCGACAGGCCAAAUUUGUGGCUUUACCGUGUAGCAGCGACAGGCCAAAUUUGUGGCUUUACCGUGUAGCAGCGACGGGCCUGCCAUGAUAUAAACCCCCCUAAACAGAUGAUGCAUAAACUGAUCACAAAUGCAUUGAUAUAUAGUAUUAUGAAAUGGUUUGUGUGAGUGAUGAUUUUUUCUCAUUUUUCUCGCUUAGAGGGACCUUUAAGGAACCUGAUCCCCACAGCUACCGGGUUAAUUGGAUUAUUGGGUAUGGUAGAAGUGGUGGGUGAGUGGAUAGGAAGCUACUGGGUACUGGUGGAUGUGGUGGUAUUGGCGGUGCGUUGGUGGGACUGGUGGGUAGUGAUCGCUGGCAGCACUCAAACACACACAUUUAAGGACAGUGCUAGAAGAAAAUAGCCUCGGGACUGAUGACUAAGUGAAGGCCUCGUAUUGGUGUAAUUUGUCAAAGAUAGUUGUACUCCUUCACCCUCUCAGAUAUUAACAUUUCCUUCUAUGCUUUCACGUUCAUCUUGAGGUCAUCCUUCAAACCCACUAUGCAGUUCAUUGAUCGUUCUUUGUUCCAUAUUCUGUGGCACAAAAAACAAGGUGGAAUGACAUUUUGUACUGUUGCGGUAUAUAUAUAUUGUUUGUGUGUGUUUAUCAUGAGUUAUUUUUACACUGAAUUGAGUUAGCUUGUAGUGUACCAGAGAGAAAAUUAUAAUGAGAAAUCGAGGGCAGAUGUAACAAAGAACCCAGCAUAUGGGCAGUUGUUCCUUGGCUUAGUUAAUGAAUAAUAUUAGAUGUUACUACUUCAGUUUUCUCCCUGCACUACUGAGCUUAAGCUUGACAGAACACUGUAAACAUCAGAUCAGAUCCGGGCCGUUGUUUUGGUUGUUGGAUAAACGAGGUUCUGCUGUAAGGUAUUAAUAUGCAGUAUAUUCCAAUGAUUGUAUGAGGUUUAACCCAAGGAGGUUUACAAGGAGGAGAGGCCUUGGCUGCUUAACUUGAAGCCCUCACUCACCUCUGGCAGCCAUUGGGUUCUGGGCAAGAAGGCGGCUGACAGGUGGGAGGUGUUGCGGAUCUGUAAUCAACUUUGGGAGUGGACGGAAUGAAACUCUUCAGGCUUGUAGUUUGGUUGCCUAAACAUUGAGUUUUCUUUUUGUCUGUUGGUGAUUAAGCUGAACAAACCACUGCACUGAAAUAUAUAUAAAACUGUACUUCAAAUUCAUCCAGUCAUAAUCCGUGGCAACAGCUUAUGGAUAUUUGUGGACUCACCUGACUUGCACCUGACUUCAGUGUAUGGCCUGACCACACUAACACCAUGUCACCAAUAAUUAUGAUAUUAACAAGAUCAUGACAUGGCAGGGAAUGCAGAAUUCACUUGAUAUUGUUCUCAGCUGCCUUCAGUCAGAACAGUUCUCCCAUCUAAGUUUAGCAACCACCUGUUAUGGAGUGUUAUGGAGUGUACACAGCAGCAGAUCUAUUACUAUGAGGAAACAAUAAGGUCAUUACUAUAUCGUGCCGGGAAACUCAUGCCAGACGUUUAAUGUUUUAACUGGAUUAGAUUCAUUUUUCAAGUGCUUCAUGUCACAGAGAUGCCGUGGAUUAUGGGAAGAGAAUUUUGAGCAUUACAAGUGUAUGUUUAUACGUACUCAUAACAUUCAAAUUUUCAAUAGAUUUCGCAUUAUACUUUUGAAGGCUUUUAUUUGGAUAGUUCUUUUUUCACAAGGGUUAAAUGACUUCCUCAGUUGGGCGCUGUAUACUGUAACAUAACCUUGGAGGAUGACGAGCCAUACAUGAGAUCAACUUUUAGAUAAGUAUAUGCAUUAAGGCCCUCCAAGCAUUUUUAUAUUUGCUAAUUAUUUUUGAAGAGCAGAAACACGUCUACACACUCACAAUCACUUUGUUGAUGCGUCACUGGUCAUCGUUGUCGUCUGCCGAAUCCUCACCCCACUCUCCUCCUCCCUCCUCACCCCACUCUCCUCCUCCCUCCUCAUCCCACUCUCCCUCCUCCCUCCUCACCCCACUCUCCCUCCUCCCUCCUCACCCCACUCUCCCUCCUCCCUCCUCACCCCACUCUCCCUCCUCCCUCCUCACCCCACCCUCCCUCCUCCCUCCUCACCCCGUCCUUCCACCUCCUCACCAGUGACGCAUCAACAAGGCGAUGAUGGUGGGUGUGAUGACGUGUUUUUGUCAUGUCAAUGACUUACAAAUGUAAUGUAGCAAUUCUUUCUUUAGAAAACUCCAACCCAAAGGAGUCAUCUUUGUCACCAAUAGCAUGGGAGUCAAAGGUAGAGGAAGGAGGCAAGUGAGGCGGAGUGGUGGAGGUGAAGGGAGCGCGGGGUGAGGAGGGACGGUGGGUGACGCAGGUGAAGAACAAAUUCAAAUAAAAUGAGAACGUGUG
This is a messenger RNA of Eriocheir sinensis (Chinese mitten crab), 9097 nucleotides long. Its product is annotated as tigger transposable element-derived protein 1-like. Gene Ontology annotation, cellular component: nucleus. The record is from RefSeq and is a predicted model, not a curated record. Bases 3593 to 5761 code for a protein of 722 amino acids. NCBI's taxonomy places the organism in Eukaryota, Metazoa, Arthropoda, Malacostraca, Decapoda, Varunidae. Gene Ontology annotation, molecular function: DNA binding. The transcript is spliced from 6 exons.